GGCCAACCUCCUGAUGCGGCGGAGAUGGGCAGCCGACCGCGACACCCUUGGUCCCACAGAGGCGCAAGCUUUUCGCUGAGAUGAAAAAAAAAAAAUCAGUUCUUUGCUGCAUAUCAAGAACAUAUUGUAGCAAGAAUGUUGCAUUGGGGCCCACCAUUUUCUCUCACCGCUUUCUAAUACAUAAUGCAGGAUUCACGCUCGCAACCCGCGCUGCCUACGUAAUGACGGACGCUGCUGGGAAGUCCCAGGACACCCCGGUCAAGACCACUAAGACCUUGUCUGCUGACAUUGACAGCCCCCUGAUUCGCUAGACGCGCUUCCAAGUGGACCCAAUCUUCCGGGACGGGCUUCGAAACCCAGCCGGUCCUUCCUUUUCUCUCGAAAACAGCCCCAACCACGGAGGUUUGCCUCUCUAGAUUUUAGCUGCCCAAACCGCUGCAAGUCCGAGCUGUCCAUCACCACAUCUCCAGAGAUCACCAAGACGAGCCCGGGACGGAUUUGUGAGGUCCUGUAGUCCUGUCUUGUCCCCAUCCCGUCCCCCGUCAGUUGAAUACGGCGUAGCAUCCUUGGGUCUUCCGGGUCCAGAAAAUCAAUAGUCCAGGCCUAGAAGACAGAUCGGUAUCAGAUCCCCGGACCCUUCUUCGCUCGGCCUAGAUCAGAUAACCACGGCCUUGGUGGAGCGGUGGAGUAGGCAUCCCACGCAGUUGAUCAUUUGCACUUGGGGGCUCCCCCUAUUCCCCCCCCCCAUGCCCCUUCAUCUGACAAAAUACUCUUUGCUUCGAACCUGCUCACCAUCUUCUUUCUCCCAUCUCGUCGACCUUGCUAGACAACAUCAUCCCACCACGACAGACCAAUUACCCAAUCGCCCAGUGGUGUCACUCUCCACCAUUAUCACCUGCUCCAGCAAUAAGUCGCCCCUCCAACGGUUCCUUCGGAUUCGAAUCCAUAGUGGCGUGCUGGCCUUGUCCCAUCCACGACAGCAGCAGCUCUUAUCAAUCAGUCAAACAGGGCAAUCUCACUCCCCUUAGACUGGCUGCUAGCGCCGCUCGUUUUCUACAUAGACAAAAGACCGAUCUUCGUUCGAUUAAGUUGAGAUUUCAGCCUCUCUCGCUGGACGGCUCGACACUAGCCCACGGCCAUUUCCGUCAUAUGUUGGGGCAUAUUUUCGCUCCCAACACCGAACUCUUCACCUUGCCGUAUUAUAACAGAGCGUAUCCCUUCGCCUGUGACUUACGAUGAUGGCGUUGUCAGAAGCGUCUCCGGUCCCACAAUCUCCGCCACCGAUAGAUACAGCGCAAGCUCCUCGACGAACUGCCCUGCCAACAAGACCUGUCACUUCCAAAGCAGCUGCGAGUAAUUCAGACCGUUCAAAAAUGGAGUCAAAUGGGCAACCAGAUGAAACAUCGGGACCUCAAGACUCGCCACUAUUAUCUCGGGCGACUGCUUUUACUCCCAACCCGCCGAGUCCUCAGUCGAUUGCCCACAGUCCUUCAAGUCAGAGUGUUGCUAGCUCUACUCAAGGUCAUGCCGGCCAGGUUUGCAGUAACUGCGGCACAACACAAACCCCUCUUUGGAGAAGAUCACCACAGGGGGCCACGAUUUGCAAUGCGUGUGGAUUGUAUCUCAAGGCUCGAAACACGCACCGACCGGUUAAUCUGAAGCGUCCCCCAAACGUUAUCCCUAGCACUCGUCAGCCUUCGGCCAAGCUCUCUCCGAAAGCUCAGGUUGCGCUCGCUCCUAGCCCGGCAGCGACAUAUGUCAACGCGGAUCAAGUUUCGAGUGGCACCUGUCCUGGUGGUGGAAAAUGCAAUGGCACUGGCGGUGCUGAAGGGUGCGGUGGUUGCCCGGCGUACAACAACAGGCUGUCAAAGAGCGGCGUCUUGAGAUGUGGUAGCGGUGGAGCAGCUGCGACGAAAGCGUCAACUCCGAGCGGCGGCGACGGGCCAAUUCCCAUUGAUAUCGGCGCGCUUCAUAUCCAGAGUCAGAACACGACUGUUGUGAUUGCGUGCCAGAAUUGCGGGACUACGAUCACUCCUCUUUGGCGGAGGGAUGAGGCUGGGCAUACCAUUUGCAAUGCUUGUGGUCUCUACUACAAACUCCAUGGCGUCCACCGCCCAGUCACCAUGAAGAAAUCCGUCAUCAAGCGUAGGAAAAGAGUCAUCCCCGCCGCCGGUGGCAGCCCAGAAAUGGAGAGUGCCAACCUCGACCGCCCCUACUCGCAGUCGCCAUCACCAGAGGCGCCAAAAGAGCGUGGCACGAUGAACGCCGAUGGGUCUGUCAAUCUGGGCUUUGGCAAGAAGCAACAGCAACAGCAGCAAUCACAAUCGCAACAGCAGGAAUCCUCGUUGAAACUAGUCCCGGAGGAUGUCCUCAUGCAAAAUAGGCAAACCUCCCCGUUACCAUCUAGCGACCUGGCACAGUACCACUCCUCCCAGCCCAGUCAGCAAUCGCAGUCGAAGCCGGAAUCGCUCAACAAUGAGAACAGGUUGGCGCCGAUUAUGUUGAUGAAUAUGGGUGGGGAUCGGCAGACGUCGUUGUCACCAGCAAGUUUCUUGUCACCGUCGAGGAAGAGGUCGUUUUCGGCAACGGAUCCGGAGGGGGAGAGUGGGGAGCAGACGAAGAGGUUAAGUUCGAUCAAGAGUAUUUUGAACCCGACGAUGAUGGGGAGGGGGGAGGGGGAGGAAGGGGGGCCAAGGCAGGAUAGGCUGCCUAGUCCGGGGAGUUUGAUGGGAGCGAGCGAUGCGGAGCAGAAGAAGGCGGAGAGGAGGGCUGUGUUGGCUUUGGAGGCGGAGAGGAUGAGGGAGAUGUUGAAGCAGAAGGAGAGGGAGUUGGCUGAGUUGGAUGGCCGCAUUGUGAACUUGGUGGUGGGUGGUCUUAUGGUCGCUGGCGGUAUCUCCCAGUUCUUCCCCGUUGGCUUCCAGUCGUCGAUUAUCGGCGUCUACGUGAUCCUCUUUGGUCUGGCCACCGCUCUCCUCGAGUUCCAGAUCCCUCCUCAGGUCUCGCGCUACGGAUCUUUCUUGUUCUCGUUCAUUGGUCGUGGUGUUUUCUACAUCUUCAUCGGCACCAUCCUUCUCCACGACGGCACUCUCAGGAUCAUCAUGGGCUCGCUUAUUGGUCUGGCUGGUGCUGCUUACGUCGCUUUGGAGUUCAUCCCCUCGAUCGAACCCCCUGCCAAUAUGCGCGAGGCUGAUGCUGGGUGGGGUGCUGAGCAGGUUUAAGCCUGUUUACCGAGGCGCACCGGUAGAAUUGGCUGGCUGAGUACCUGUUUUCAGCACAGAAGGCGAAUGGGAUAGUUGGUCUCUGUGGGAGUAAUAUACAAGCAAGGGCAACCUUUCUUACAUGUCAAGGAUCGGAAUGGGGACACUCAUGAGGGAUGGCCAAUGGAAGGGGCGGGGGGUUUAUUUCAUUGGAGGUUCAGGAUUACAACUCAGGGACUUGGGACUGAAUGAAUGAUUGAUUGAGCCGGGUUUGAUGAUGAUGGAUGAGUUUUGGGUUGGGUUCAAAUGAAGGCUGUAUGAUAGGGACUACCAUAACCAAAAGGCGGUGGACAGCUAUAGCGCGGGUUUCAGGGAAGAUGGCAGGUUGGGAAUGUGACCCUGGUUAAUGGAUGGUUUUCUGCGA
Molecule: messenger RNA, 3621 nt
Organism: Podospora bellae-mahoneyi
Lineage: Eukaryota; Fungi; Ascomycota; Sordariomycetes; Sordariales; Podosporaceae
Gene: SFU1
Product: GATA type transcriptional activator of nitrogen-regulated proteins
Exons: 6
Coding region: 1236-3218 (660 amino acids)
Biological process (GO): positive regulation of transcription by RNA polymerase II; negative regulation of transcription by RNA polymerase II
Molecular function (GO): DNA-binding transcription factor activity, RNA polymerase II-specific; zinc ion binding; RNA polymerase II cis-regulatory region sequence-specific DNA binding
Source: RefSeq, a predicted model, not a curated record